AUGUCCAUCGGAAUGGAAUCAACCUUACCUUGCCCACACUGCGGGCUCAGCCGACAUAACACCAUUCGUUGGCACCUGUGCGCAUUGCACACUUUUCACAUCGCCUGCUUGAAGGCAAGAGAUCGUGUGCUAGAGCACAAAGCCAGCCAGCGGCGCCUCCAAGACCCUCUCGCGAAAGAGACUGAAGUGAGGAGGGCGGUCGUUCAGGCGGAGGCCACGAUCGAAGCCAUUAAGAGGACCCUCCGAGAAGUUGUGGUUGCCACAGAUGAUCUUUGUGAUGAGGGAGAUUAUUUGUUACAGGAAAUCAGUCGCGCCAGGGACGACGUUUUCGAUGACGAUCUUGCGGUGCUUCGGGCCAAGGAGGAAGUGAUCGAACUUGCGAGCAUAACCAUGGACUUGGCGGUGUCUGAAGAAGGAACAGAACACCAGUCGGAGAAAACGAUCGACAGGCGCCUUCAAGAAGUCCGAGAUUUCUUCAGAUGGUCACAGAAGACGACUGGGAACUUUUACGGCAACGUGAUCUUUGGAUGCCCCAGACGCCAGGCCAUGAAGAGAUCUCGGCCACCCGGGGAAGGGAACGAGCAAGUGAAGUGGGCGCGAUGUGGGAAGAAGAAGGGAAACGGUCGUCAGGGCAAGCAACGGGUGGAACCCAGCGGAGUUGCAGGAGAAAAGGCUAAAAGUCAAGGAGAAGCAGUCGUCAAGGGCGAAGUGGUCGAAGAUGAAAUCAUGUUGGCCCCUUUAUCAACAGCAACCGUCGCAAAUCACAAUGCUUUGUCGACAGAGACAUCGGCGCGGGCGUGUGAUGUCGAUUCCUCUACAUUGCAAGCACCACCGUCAAGAGGCGAAACGCUAGGUCAAUCGGGGGCCAUGGAGGAAUCUCACGCCUCUGAAUCAGCGGCAGUGACUGGAUUGGCUUCCACAACCUCAGCCAGUGCUACUCAGCCUGGUUUCCAUGAAACUUCCGAGAAGAACGGCAAACGUCCGAGAGGAAGGCCCAGAAAGGCCCCCAAAAUCAUACCCGAGGCAAAUACUGAAGGCCCAGCACAACAGCACGACCAUCUACAGUAUACUCAGUCGUGGUAG
Molecule: messenger RNA, 1083 nt
Organism: Colletotrichum phormii
Lineage: Eukaryota; Fungi; Ascomycota; Sordariomycetes; Glomerellales; Glomerellaceae
Exons: 1
Coding region: 1-1083 (360 amino acids)
Source: RefSeq, a predicted model, not a curated record